This is a messenger RNA of Temnothorax curvispinosus, 2119 nucleotides long. Its product is annotated as feline leukemia virus subgroup C receptor-related protein 2-like. Gene Ontology annotation, cellular component: membrane. Bases 225 to 2042 code for a protein of 605 amino acids. Gene Ontology annotation, molecular function: heme transmembrane transporter activity; heme binding. Gene Ontology annotation, biological process: heme export; transmembrane transport. The record is from RefSeq and is a predicted model, not a curated record. NCBI's taxonomy places the organism in Eukaryota, Metazoa, Arthropoda, Insecta, Hymenoptera, Formicidae. The transcript has 8 exons.
UUACUUAACAGGCAGUUACAUUUCAUCUCAAUUUCAAUUAACAUCAAUCCAUUUAUUGGCAUGCCAUUUUGAAAUCAAUUCGCGAAAUGUGCAGAGUUCUGAAACGUGAAAUACAAUUCUAAAUCGUGCCGCGUUAAGUGUACAUAUAGUUGAAGUUUCUUCAACUUAAACAGAUGUAAAUAUAUUAAAGAUAUUUACGAAACUUAUUUUGCGAAAGAGUGAAAAUGACGAUAGUGGAAGAUAAAAGUUUGAGCGAAACACUCGCAAAAAAGGAUUCGACAAAAAUAACGAAAUCAGAACCGGACGAUGUCCGACCGCUCAAAUUAAAGGUGUAUAAAAAAAGAUGGCUAAUGCUGGCCAUCUACAUGUUUUACGCUGGAUCAAACUCUUCUCAAUGGAUAGAAUACUCGAUUAUAACUAACAUAGUUACCAGGUAUUAUGGAGUGUCUUCGUUAAUGGUUGACUGGACCUCGAUGUCGUUCAUGGCAUUUUACGCGGCGUUUAUAUUCCCAGCGUCGUAUGUGACAGACAGGUGCGGCCUGCGAUGGACCACCAUCAUAGGCACCGGCUUAAAUUGUCUGGGUGCCUGGAUAAAAACCUUUUCCAUUCAACCCGACAGGUUUCACGUCGCUUUCAUCGGUCAUUCGGUAGUCGCGCUCGCCCAGACUAUGGUCCUGCCGUUACCAGGACGCAUAGCCGCGCAAUGGUUUCCUGCUACCGAACUCUCGACCGCCACGUCUUUGGGUAUUUUCGGCAAUCAAUUAGGAGUAUCGUUGGGUUUUCUCUUAGGGCCCGUAAUAGUGAAAAACCACAAGAACCUGGAUGACAUUGGCAAAGAUUUGUCACGUUUAUGCUGGAUCGUUGCAGUCGUCGCCACGAUUGCAUUUGCUCUAGUCCUUAUACUAUUUCAGGACGAACCGAAACUGCCGCCGAGCGAGACAAGGGCGCUGCAAAAAAUUAAUCGGACGAAGAAAAGAGAGGAAUUCGUGGCGCCGAUUAAAAGGCUCUGCAAAAAUAAAAACUUUAUCAUGCUCUGUAAUUCCUACGGUUUCAAUGUCGGCGUGCUGAAUGCCGUUUCUACAUUACUCAAUCAGAUAUUCCUCGCACACUUCGAAAACGGAGAAGAAGAUGCAGGCAGAAUUGGCUUAGCUAUAAUUUUGACCGGUAUGGCCGGUUCUGUUAGUUUUGGUAUGAUCCUUGACAGAACACAUAAGUUCAAACAAACUGCCGUGACUGUAUAUUUUCUUACUUUUUGUGGUCAAAUACUAUUUGCGGUGUCCAUUUGCUUUGGCAUAAAAUGGAUGGUAUAUGUGUCGGCGAUUUUCUUAGGAUACUUCAUGUCAGGAUAUCUAGCGUUGGGAUAUGACUUGUGCACCGAAUUUACCUAUCCAGAAUCGGAGAAUAUACCCGCGGGAUUUCUCAAUAUAACGACCAGCAUGUACGGCAUUGUACUCAUUAUAAUAUUUGGAUUGUUACUAAACGCGUACGGCGAUAUUCCGGUGCACAUCGGUUUAUGUUUGGUUUUACUGCUCGGAUUCAUCUUGACCGCCGUAACGAAAGACGAGCAAAGACGACAAGAUGCGAGGAAGAAGGCUCAGUAUCAAGAACACGCGAGAAUUGAGAAAAAUGUCGACGACCUCAUCCUCGUCCUCCUUUAUAUCGGACUGGCGGUGACGUCAGAUUUAUCGGGGUACAAGCCCAGGGGCUGGCGUCCUAAUGGCCGGCGUUUUAAUCCCAACAACAAUCGAUUGCCCGCGUAUUACGGUGCUCGUGGAUUACAAAGCUACGAACCCCCGGAUACCGCAACUACCUAUCGCGACCCGUUAUUCACCACGACUACGACAACGCGGCCACAAACUACCAGCACCGUAAGAACCACGACAACACCUCGCAGCAGGGAACCCACGACGGCGCCGAACGAACAGCCCGAGGACGAUUUCGAGACGAAUCCGGCACUGGCGAUCGCGAAUUCUUUCGCGUUUAAUCGACCUGUAUACGUCUACAAUACCUUCCCGUUUCUACCGGCUCAGUUUAUCGCGUAGCAACGCGAAAUAAAAAAUAUCCGCAUCGCGAUAUUGGAAUGAGUAACGGAAGUGAGCGUUUAAUUAUUGAGGAAAGA